AUGACUCAUGCUAGGCCUGGUACAGGAUUUCUCCAUGCUGAUCGUCCUGCGAUAAUGAAAGGUAAGGUUCAACCUCAGAUCAGGUCGGAAAGCAAGGGUCCGCAUAGUGUUACUCGGACGGGAAGGAUCGACUCGCUCAACCCCGCUUUCAAUUUCCAUGUACAGGUGGUAACCCCUAAAGGAAUGCUUUCGAAUGCUUAUGAUUGUCAUGGAGCUUCCCUUGGCAUUGCGGCAUCAAAGCCUUUUUAUUUCUAUUUUUAUGAUCUUUUUCCCUUUCAGAAAGAAAAGGAAGGCCGCCUAUUCAAUUCAGUUGGGAAGAUGAGCCACGAUCCUCCAGGCGACCCUUUAAUGUCGCAUUCGCCACGCCGGCUCCGGCGUCUAUACGAGCCUCUUUCCCUACUUCAGGCGCUGGGAAAUGUUCGAGGUUGGCGUAUCAGAGCCCCUGACAUACCGCAGGAUAAUUCUGGCUUCAACGCCAUAAAGAGUCAUAGGUCAUUUGUGGAUGCAUUUGCCUACGCCUGCGCAUACAAGAAGCAACCUGCCUAUGUGACCGCGGUCGCGUUGGAAAAGAGACCAGAGGAGAUAGUGGUUUGGCUAGCGGCGAACAAGAAUGUGGAAGAAACCGUUGUCAGCUUUGCUCAAGAUGUCUUGAUAAUUGUACAAUGGCUGGCAAGGAACCCAUCGGCUCAACUGGGCACCGAAGAUGGCCAACAAGCCCUGAAGCUUUUGACGAACAGAGUCUUGUGCUUUAAUGCACCCAAAAUCUACACCUAUUAUGAGCAAGUUGUGAGAGCUGCGCCUCCAGUAAUAGCAAAGCUUUCUAAUGGGCAACAUGAAGGUAACCCUAAUGUUGCCAAUCUCAAACACUGGCUGUCACAGCACCUGCAAAGGGACGGUGUACAACUCCAAGAAGUGGAUAUGGCGAAAUUGGCCGUCAUAAGUCACAACUCACGAGAUACCUUCGAGGUCCUCCGGAACCUAGCCAUGGAAUCACAUGACCCUCACACAUUUGAGCGGCUCUUUAAGUUGCUCGGCAAACUCGGGAAGCAUGUGAUUAUGAGCAAACGAAUAGUCGAAGGCGCAAUAUUUCUACGUUCAGAUUUUGCAAGAGGGAUGAGACUCGAGAGAGUUCCUGCGUCUCGAGAGCGUCCCCUUCCCUUUUCGUCUCGCAAGUACAAUAUCGAUGGCAUUAGCAACCGGAUGUUCUCUAGUAAUUCAGCAGAGAAGCAGAGGUUUCUUGCCCGUCUGCGGACAAUUUGGGAUACAAACGAAUGGGACAAGAACUUGGCUAAGGAGCACCUCGCGGGUAAAGGCAUUGUGCAUGCUGAGCUCUUGAUACUCGAUCAUUUUGAAAAGACCGGUGGGGAUUUUCUGGAUAAUUCGGACAAGUAUAUCGGAUGCAGCAAGCCUGCCUGUUAUCUUUGCUAUCACUAUAUCUGCAAUCAUCCAGGCCGUUAUAUUCGCCCUUCAUCUCAUCAGAAACUUUAUAUGAGGUGGCGCCUUCCCGACAUCAGCGUAAGAGAACCGAACGCCGCCGCCCGUUUCAAAGACCAAGAGCAGAUUCUCAAUAAUCUGAUAGAUCUAGUACGACGGGAGUUGAAGAAUGACAUCGAAGCUGGCGUGGGCAAGAUGAAGGAAUGCCCUGACUCAACGGCAGGAGGGACUUCGACUAUGUUUGAACUUGAGACAGGGCUAGAGGCCGACAUGGGUUCUUUAUCUUUCCAAGAGCUCCGACACCAAAUUGACCCCGACCUCCAAUACGUCGUUAUUCCCGACCCAGACAGCAGUUCUAGUAGUGCCUCUAGCAUUCACUCGCGUUCUAGCGCGGAUACUGCUGUGUCUGAAGGGGAUGGAUUUGAAUAUGAUAGCGACGGGGGAGUAGUUGUCUAGAGAUAAUCACCUCAAUUACGUCUGGGCACUUGGAUUCACUUACGUUGGGAUUUUAUAUAGCGCUUGUGUGGCUCAGUAGCGGGUGGAGUCCUACUUGCGCUAGAUAACGUUCAUGCAGAAUUCGGAGUGGAGUGAAGAGGAUAAAUUAGGGUAACAAGGUAAGUGAAGGUGCAUGGGUAGAUAACAACGGCGAAGAAAGACUAAAUACAAGAGGAGGAAUCCGCCGAUGGUCACCCAAUCCGAACUACUAAUUUCUUGGUGUGACUUGAAGCGCGGCUAAUUUCUAGAUAGAUGCUGAUUCUGUGAGCUGAUUUUGAGUACUGCUUCAUCAUAAUGUAACUAGAGUGGGC
Molecule: messenger RNA, 2240 nt
Organism: Aspergillus vadensis CBS 113365
Lineage: Eukaryota; Fungi; Ascomycota; Eurotiomycetes; Eurotiales; Aspergillaceae
Product: nucleic acid/nucleotide deaminase domain-containing protein
Exons: 5
Coding region: 1-1890 (629 amino acids)
Source: RefSeq, a predicted model, not a curated record